Molecule: messenger RNA, 1929 nt
Organism: Owenia fusiformis
Lineage: Eukaryota; Metazoa; Annelida; Polychaeta; Sabellida; Oweniidae
Source: the annotation of a GenBank genome assembly
CAAAUCGAUAGAUCAAACCUCAAUUACAAUUGGUCCUUUAGAUAAAUGAAUAGAUUCAUUUGCAUAAAACCUCGUCUAUUCUAGAAUAUGCCGGCAAUUUAUUCCCCGUGCAAGACCCUAACCAUUGCCGAUCUCCUCUUCUCGGAGCUGAUGACGGAGCAUGCCGGACUAAAUUCACAAUAGGAAUAAUUCGAUUUUUGAAGUAUAUUUCAUUCAUAAAUGGCGAUAUUAUAUUUUUUAGAAUCAAAUAUGAAUGGACUUUGAUUACUUUUAAUAACAGAUUUCCCUGUAUAUAAAGCGAUUGGUAGAUCCACAUUCCUGUGAUGAGGUUAUUCGAUAGAACGAUCGUCCAGUUGGGCGAUAUCUACCAAGAGAAGAAACUCCAACUGGCGGAGAAAAGAUACGAGUUGUCACAGUUAACAUGGGGGGAUUGGGUCUCAUCCGUGAGAACCUCGAGGAAGCUGAUUUUAGUGAUAGUAUUUAUAGCACUUUUCCUAGACAAUAUGUUACUCACUACUGUAGUGCCUAUUAUCCCAAAUUUCCUAUAUCAAUUGAAUCAUCCGCUUACAAUGAAGAAUAUUACAUUCACAGCGAACAAUAUCUCCCAGGCAAACUUUAGCAUUUGUCAAAGGUUGCCGAUUACUGAUCAGCAGAAUGGAUCAGCUAUCUUAGGCUACUAUACUUACAUCAGAGACCGAAAUGAAAUCUGUGUUAACCAAACAGCUAUGGCAGAGUUAGCAAAUGUCCCUGAUGGACCAAUAGAGACAGUAACUGUAUUGUCUGAGAGCCAACGGCACGAGGAUCUUGUCAAUGAAAAUGUAGAAGUUGGCUUGAUGUUUGCUUCUAAAUCUAUAGUGCAGUUAUUAGCCAACCCAUUUAUAGGACCGCUUACUAAUAGGAUAGGGUACACGAUCCCGCUGUUUACGGGGUUUGUUAUAAUGUUUAUAUCAACAAUAAUUUUUGCGUUUGGUGCUAACUACACUGUAUUGGUGAUAGCAAGAGCAUUGCAAGGUAUCGGGUCAUCAUGCUCCAGUGUGUCAGGCAUGGGUAUGCUAGCUGAUCGAUACCCAGAUGACGCAGAGAGGGGUAACGCAAUGGGAGUAGCAUUAGGAGGAUUGGCGUUAGGCGUCCUGGUGGGGCCACCUUUUGGAGGAAUAAUGUACCAAUAUGUUGGGAAAGAAGCUCCAUUUCUCAUAUUAGCUGGACUAGCUCUUCUCGAUGGAGCCCUACAAUUAUUUGCACUAAAGCCAAGCGUUAAGCCUGAACCGGAAGAGGGAGCCUCUCUAUGGACUUUAAUCAAAGACCCGUAUAUUCUCCUCGCUGCAGGCGCCAUAACCUUUGCUAACAUGGGUAUAGCGGUGCUUGAACCAUCCCUGCCUUUAUGGAUGUUUGAUACAAUGCAUGCGCAAAAAUGGCAGCAAGGUACCAUCACUAAGGAGGUCACUAUAUGUGUUGGUUUUGUCAGACAUGUUAAUCGUUGUUAGUGUAGCUAUAUGGGCUGUAUUUGUGGUGAGAUGUGCAUGAGCUAAGUGAUGUAUACGUAGAUGCACCGUGGUGGUUGGACUCCAAUAACACUUUUCUAGAAAUCUGGAAAUCACCUCGUCAUAUCAGAACAUUUUAGUGCACAUUUACCUGCCCUUUGAUACACUAUCAUGUAUAAUAUCAUACGUACACUGAAAUAGUCUUUGGUUUUGGAAUGAUUACAUGAUACCAUAACUCACAUUAUAAACUCCACUGUAAUAUACUUAAUGUACACUACACUUUACAAUACAGUACACUAUAUGCACUGCACUAUAUUAAACACUAAACUAUGCACUUGAACUGUUGUCUAUGGUUAAUGCUAGCAGUAAUGUUAUGUCUGUUUUGUGAUGUGUUAUUAUGUAUACACAAAUUGUUUUACUGAGGUAUAAAAUUUGUAGUUGUACAUAU